Armigeres subalbatus is the source of this 10892-nucleotide messenger RNA. Its product is annotated as Kv channel-interacting protein 4-like. The transcript has 7 exons. Bases 1069 to 2055 code for a protein of 328 amino acids. Gene Ontology annotation, molecular function: calcium ion binding. The record is from RefSeq and is a predicted model, not a curated record. Lineage: Eukaryota; Metazoa; Arthropoda; Insecta; Diptera; Culicidae.
AUAAAAUCAUCUCUACGAUACGAGUCCUGUUCGGACGAGCCACCGACGAAAAGGAUGCGAGCUCGGCUCCACUACAGAACGACGACGGCAGGAUAAAACCGACGAGCACCCCGCCGUUAGCAACCAGACCGAUUUGGUACGCGCUGCCGAACGGAAAAACCUUCCUGCAGAGGAAAACUCUUCGAAGCCUGACCGGUUCUUUGCUAGUGUGCGUUGUCCGGUACGCGGUCCGUUUCUCCGAAGUUCGCGUGUGUAUCUGUGAGUGUAAGUGUGCACAAUUUGCUUGCAGCCAUCCAAAAGAGCUCCAAGUGAGCCAGCAGGUUGCAGUGCUAAAGUGUGGCCCGUUAUUGUUACGUCCUUCGAGCAGUGAUUUUGUCCCACCUCGCCAUACGUAGUACGUUCGGUCGUAUAUAGUCGAUUUCGUCGUACUUCAUAUCAUAAAAAAGGGGACGUGAGUGAAUCAAGCGCAAAAAAAAAACGAGUGAGCGAAGGAAGGAAAUUUUCACCGGUGAAAAGUGUCGGGGAGAAAGCGUUCAUGAAAGCUAAUAAAUAUUCAGUGAGAUAAAGCGUAACAAGAGCGAACGACAAAAGCAGAAAAGUGAAAGAAGGCAAAAAAGGAGUAAAUUAACUUUACAUAGAAAAAGCACACCCAGGAUAUUGGUUUGACCAAGUGGGGGAAGCAGAAUACGCCGCACAAAGACGACGACAGCCGACCACUUCAGGUUAAGCCUCUCGAGUGAAUCCGCGUGAAAGAAGGAAGCCCUCAGAAGAGCAGCAAGACCAGAACCUUUACGCAGUGUACCGUCUGGAAUAACCCGUUUUCACCAUUUUUCACAUUCCCGUGUCAAAAAAUCUGUCUGCCGGAGUGGCACCUGCCAGCAGCAAAGAAAACGAACCCACGUCUCCCUCCUCCCGCACUAUUAAAACUUCCAGAGCCUGGUGGUGAACUUAGUGAUAAUCUAAAUUUCUGUUCAUAUCACCGGAAACGACUCAAUUUCGCACCCCUAGAAACAAGUGUGUAGCAACCCUUCCGAGCGCCCCACCCAAACCAUCCGAAAUUGAAAAACCAUGGCAAGCGUGGUGCAACCCUCGACGGCACGGGCGCAACAGGUGCUACAGCAGCAGUCCCAGCAAAUCGCUAUCGAGAUAGCUUCCGAACCGGUGCCGCAACUUCCGCCACAGCAGCCGCAGCAUCAGCAUAUCCAUCACCAGGAGCUGCAGGCGCACGCUUUGCUCGCCCAAUGCCAGCAGCCGCAGUCCCUGCCGUCGUCGAACGUUGACAUCGUGCUGCGGGAGUCGACCCGCGCCAAUCUGAUCAGCCGGAAGAAGUCGUCCGUCAUCGGGGAGCACCACCGGCGGGGCGGCAAGUCCAAGGACGACAAGAACGAGGGCAAAUCCGUGUACCGAAAGUUCUUCAAGCGCAUCAAGACGAUUCUGGAUGGAGCGGAUCCGACGACGAGCAGCAAACCCGAAGCCGAGGAUCUGCCCGUUCCCCAGCGCUACUACCCGGACUCGUUGGUAGAGCUCACCAAAACCGCCCGCUUCACCGAGGAUGAAAUCAAGCGAAUAUACCGCGGCUUCAAGGCGGAGUGCCCUACCGGAAUCGUCAAGGAGGACACCUUCAAGGGCAUCUACUCGCAGUUUUUCCCGCUCGGUGCCAGCAGCGGCCAGUACGCGCACUACGUAUUCAACUCCAUCGAUCUGGACCGGAAUGGCUCAUUAAGCUUCGAGGAAUUUGUGGCCAACUUAUCGAUCCUGCUGCGGGGCACGGUCGACGAGAAGCUCCAGUGGACGUUCUCGCUGUACGACAUCAACGGGGACGGCUGCAUCACCAAGGAGGAGAUGAAGGAGAUUGUGACGGCCAUCUACGAACUGAUGGGGAAGGUCCCGGAGGGAUGCGACGAGGAGCAGGCCAUCAAGGAGAAAGUCGAACGGCUAUUCGAGAAAAUGGACCGCAAUUGCGACGGCAAGAUCACCCUGGACGAGUUCAUCGAGUGCUGCACCACGGACGAAAGCAUUCGUCGUUCGAUAGCUGUUUUCGAUACCAUCUUCUAAGUGCAGCAACCAUCGAUGUUGAAAUUUGUUUCUUUUUUUUAAGGGAUGGAGCCAACAGCAACAUCACAAAACCAAAACGUAACCAAAAGUGAUAGAACGUAUGAAAGCCGCGCAAAAAUGGUUGUUCCCCUUGCUGAACGAUCACAGAUAUAUGAGCUCUUGUUGUUGUAACCCAUAUAUGUACGCUAUGCAAUUUCUACGAAUGAAUGAAUUGAUCGAUCACGGGGCAUAAGACACGUGUUACAACAUUGCCAAUUUAUCCUAUCGUGAUUCGCACAAACGCACGCUGUUAUCGAGCAAAUUCUUGUUUAAUGUUCUACAUCUUAAGCAGGCUUCAUCAGCUUACGUUGUAAUUAUUUUGAAUGACGUACGAGUUCUAAUGUAGCUCAUCAUGUUUACUGCCGCGCCAAGCUUGAUUGUCUCAUAUCGGUUUUUACUACGCCGGACUCACUUAUGCGUUAGAAAUAUCGCAUUCGUCGUAACAUGUCAUUUUUCUAACGAGCAUCAUAGCUAGAGUUUCCAACAAUCUGUCCAUAAUACGAAUUAGUAAUCAUUCAGUUAAAUCUGUUAGUAACUAUACAGGCACGUAUUUCGACGCCAACAGUGAGGCCACCUUAAACGUCUCGUACUUGGAUCAACAUUUUGUUUUGGAAUUCAUUAAUGGCCUCACUUGGUGACCACCGCCAGUCAGUAGAAAGGUGACAUGGGACAAGCUUGCAAGGGAUGGCAGUUUUCUUUACGAUAAAGCAGUAAUGUGAAGCUUUUAAGUGAAUUUAGCUAUGCAUCGGAGUAACCUGCUCAGUACAUAUGACCAAACUGUAUAUCACAACGAAUUAUGUAGGCCAUUCAAUGAACGACUAACGAUAGGAAGAAUGUUAUUAUUUCAAGCCAUUGAGAAGCCGAUUGCUAUCGAAACUGUUGCUACUGGUGGAAACGCAAGCAUGAGUCAGUACCGAAAAGAUAGGGGAAAGUACUGAAUCGUUAUUCUUACGACAAAGUUCGCCAACGGGUUUCGUUCCCAGCUUCUUCAUCGCAGGCCAUCUCCUUCUAUUCAUUGUCAUACGAAGGAUGAGCUUUCCUAUCCCACUGUGUCUGUCGUCUAACUCUGGGUAAGGUUGAUACUAUUGCUGCCGCUGCACAGAUUAAAGUCUAAUCCCGCUUUUGAUAAAUUUCCUGUGCCAGAUGAUAUGACAGAGGAAAAGGAACCAAAAGGAAGCUCCUACGCUAAGCUAACAAUUAGUUUUACGGAUUAGAAGUUCAUGCCUUACUUAAUGGAACAGUUUCAGCGCCGUUAUGUUAAUCGUGCUAAGUUUUAAAUGAACCUUUAAAAAUGUGCGACUGGCAAUGCGAUAUUAUAUUAUACUGGUGAUAGAAUAAAUUAUUGUUGAUGACUAGUCUCAACCUGUCUCAACUAGUAAGAAAUAAAACAAUCAAUUCAGACGUUUUGAUAAACAGUCCUCUUUUUCCAUUCUUAUUGAUUCCAUGAUGCACUGGGCAGAAUUUUAUUCAAAUCACUCAUGGAUGGUACUAAAUUUCUUAGUAGCUUAUGAGAAAUGUCAAGAUUCAAUAUCUUGACGCUGAUUGGUGUUAUACACGAUUAAGAACUCUAAAACCUGAUAGAUGAGGCAGCCUGAGGCUGCAAAUCUCUAUACAAAGAUAAAAAAAGCCUCCCGAAAUCCAAAACUAAUUUCACUUGCGUUUUCAAGGGAACCCUCACUCGAUACGGAUUCAACGCACAGCUGGGGACGCAGCAAAGCUGAAAUAAUAAAAAUGACAGUUGUGCGUUGCCGCCUAUUAUUUUUUUACGACGCCGAUGGUUAUUAAAGGACUGUUGAAGCAGUUGGGUUACGUACAUUUUAACAAAAGAUUUAUCAAGUUCUUUCGAAAUUACAUGUAAAAUGUGUAAAAGUGCCAGCAAGACUCUUUUUAAUUCCACAUACAAUUUCUUUAAAAAUACUUAGGAUAGGAUAGAAAGGAUUUUUUCCGAGAAUUACUUCUGUAAAACCAGCAAUUUCUUUGAGAAUUUCAUCAGUAAAUCCUCCAGAAAUUGUUUCAUGAAAUCUUUCCGGACCACCUUUUUAAUACAAAUAUUUAACCGUGACUUCUUCUUAAAAACAUUCCGGCAUCAUUCAUGGAAUUUUCUAAGAAAUUUGCGGAGAAUAUCCGGAGAUUUUUUUGCCAUUCUCGUAAAACAAAGUUCAUUUCACUCCAAAAUCGAACUUUUUAUAGAAGUCUCGGAGAGCCAUGAUGUUAUAUACUAAUCGACUUAGCUCGCCGAGCUGAAAAAAUGUCUGUCUGUCCGUGUGUAUGUGUGUGUGCACACGAAAACCGAAAAACAUUAGCCACUUUUUCAUAUAGUAAUUCUUAACCGAUUUUCCCGCAACAGGUUGCAUUCGACGCGGCAUGCUCUCUAGUUGAUCGCUAUUGAAUAUAGUAACGAUCGAUUAUUGCGCUCAAAAGUUAUGAAGAAAAUGGUGUAUUUAACCAUAUACGGUUGGUUGGUUGACUCGCCUUAUAGAGUUUGCAUGAGCCGUAAUGUAGGCAAUUAUUUAUUAUGUGUAUCACACCAAGGUGAAACCAAACGAAUGAAUCGAGAAAGGCAUCGUCACCGCUAGGUGGAUUUAUCUGGGUGUUUUUAUAGACAUUUUCGGAAACAUUUUUGUAACCUUAUCUGUAUACUUAACCAGAAGAAUUUUUGAAGGAACUCUUUUAGGAAUUUGCAGACAAAAUCCUGAAGGAACUUCUUAAGAGUUCCAAGCGAUUUUCGAAUAGAGUUCUUGAAAAAAAUGAAAGAAAUACCAGGAGGAAUUCCCAGUAGAAUUCUCGAGAGCUAGAUGUAAGAUGCACAUUGAACAUAAAGGAAUUCCAUGUGAAUUUCGAAAGGAAUUCAAAUGGAAUUUCAGGAGAGUUUUCGAAGUAAUUUAUUGAAAGUUCAUUUUCUGUGAAAUAAUCUAAUGGAACUCUCAUGUGAGUCUCUAGAGUAGCUCCUGGUAGAAUUCCAAUAACUUUCGUAGAAAUUCGAGGAGAAAUUUUCAGAUAAAUUUCUUGAUUAACUUCCAGAGGAAUUGCUGGAGUAACUUCCGGAGGAAUUCUUGGAGGAACUUCUGGAGGAAUUCCUGGAGUAAAUCCCGGAGGGUUUCCUGGAGGAAGUUCCGGAGAAAUUCCUGGAGGAAGUUCCGGAGAAAUUCCUGGAAAAACUUCCGGAAGAAUUCCUGAAGGAAAUUCUGGAAGGAUUCCUGGUGGAACUUCCGUAAGAAUUUCUGGAGGAAAUCCCGAAGGGUUUCCUGGAGGAACUUCCGGAAGAAUUCCUGGAAGAACUUUCGGAGGUAUUCCUGGAGGAGCCUCCAGAGGAAUUCCUGGAGGAACUUCCGGAGGAAUUUCUGAAGGAACUUGCGGAGGAACUCCUGAAGGAACUUCCGGAGGAAUUGCUGGAGGAACUUCCGGAAGAAUUUCUGGAGGAAAUCCCGGAGAAAUUCCUGGAUGAAGUUCCGGAGAAAUUCCUGGAGGAAGUUCCGGAGAAAUUCCUGGAGGAAGUUCCGGAGAAAUUCCUGGAGGAAGCUCCGGAGAAAUUCCUGGAGAAACUUCCGGAAGAAUUCAUGAAGAAAAUACUGGAAGGAUUCCUGGUGGAACUGCCGGAAGAAUUUCUGGAGGAAUUCCUGGAGUAAAUCCCGGAGGGUUUCCUGGAGGAACUUCCGGAAGAAUUCCUGGAGGAACUUUCGGUGGUAUUCCUGGAGGAACCUCCGGAGGAAUUCCUGGAGGAACUUGCGGAGGAAUUCCUGGAGGAAUUUGCGGAAGAACUCCUGCGGGAAUUGCUGGACGAACUUCUGGAGGAAUUCCUGGAGCAACUUCCGGAGAAAUUCCGGAAUUCCCGGAGGAGCUUCCGGAAGAAUUCCCGGAGGAACUUCCGGAAGAAUUCCGGAAGGAACUUCCGGAGGAAUUUCCGGAGGAAUUCCCGGAGGAACUUCCGGAGGAAUUCCUGGAGGAAAUUCUGGAAGGAUUCCUGGUGGAACUUCCGGAAGAAUUCCUGGGUAAAAUCCCGGAGGAGUUCCUGGAGGACCUUCCGGAGGAAUUAAGGAACUACCGAAGAUAUUGCUAGAGCUAUUUAAACACGGUGGUGAGGUACUGGCUAGAGCGCUGCACUGGAUCAUUACCAAGAUUUGGGAGGAGGAAGUUUUGCCGCAGGAGUGGAUGGAAUGUGUCGUGUGUCCCAUCUACAAAAAGGGCGAUAAGCUGGAUUGUAGCAACUACCGCGCAAUCACAUUGCCGAAUGCCGCCUACAAGGUACUCUCCCAAAUUUUAUGCCGCCGACUACCACCAAUUGCAAGGGAGUUCAUGGGGCAGUACCAGGAGGGUUUUAUGGGCGAACGCUCCAACACAGACCAGAUGUUCGCCAUUCGCCAAGUACUGCAGAAAUGUCGCGAAUACAACGUGCCCACACAUCAUCUAUUCAUCGACUUCAAAGCCGCAUAUGAUACAAUCGAUCGGGACCAGCUAUGGCAGCUAAUGCACGAAAACGGAUUUCCGAUGUGGUUGAAGAAUUCGUGUACUUGGGCUCACUGGUGACCGCCGAUAACGAUACCAGCAGAGAAAUUCGAAUGCGCAUAGUGGCUGGUAAUCGUACGUACUUUAGACUCCGCAAGACGCUCCGAUCGAAUAGAGUUCGUCGCCGUACCAAACUGGCAAUCUAUAAAACGCUCAUUAGACCGGUAGUCCUCUACGGACACGAGACCUGGACGAUGCUCGUGGAGGACCUACGCGCACUUCGAGUUUUCGAAAGGAAAGUGCUGCGUACCAUCUAUGGUGGGGUGCAGAUGGCGGACGGUACGUGGAGGAGGCGAAUGAACCACGAGUUGCAUCAGCUGUUGGGAGAACCAUCCAUCGUUCACACCGCGAAAAUCGGACGACUGCGGUAGGCCGGGCACGUAGCCAGAAUGUCGGACAGUAACCCGGUGAAAAUUAUUCUCGACAACGAUCCAACGGGUACAAGAAGGCGAAGUGCGCAGCGGGCAAAGUGGAUCGAUCAGGUGGAAGAUGACUUGCGGACCCUCCGUAGACUGCGUGGUUAGCGACGUGUAACCAUGGACCGAGCCGAAUGAAGAAGACUCUUAUAUACCGCACAGGACACUUCGACCUUAGUCUGAAUAAAUAAAUAAUAAUAAGAUAUUGCUAGAGGAAUUCCUGGAGGAAGUUCUGGAGAAAGUUCCGGAGAAAUUCCUGGAGCAACUUCCGGAAGAGUUCCUGAAGAAAAUUCUGGGAGAAUUCCUGAAGGAAAUUCUGCGAAGAUUCCUGGAGGAAAUUCUGAAAGGAUUCCUGGUGGAACUUCCGGAGAAUGGAGAAAAUCCCGGAGGAAUUCCUAAAGGAAAUACCGGGUUACUUGCCGGGUUGGCCAAGCGGAUCAGGCUUUUGAGAGCGCCGAAAUCAUAAUUUAGAUAUGAAAAUUAAUAAAAACCCAGAUUAAUCCACCUAGCGUGGGUGGUGCCUUUCUCGCGUUUAGUAAAGACACCAACCUUAUAUGGGGUUUAUAUGGUUUGAUGUACCAUUUUAUUCAUAACUUUUAAACGCAAUGACCGAUCGUUAUCAAAUUCAAUAGUGAUCAACAAGUCCCCAGUCGAAUAAAACUUGUUGCGAGAAAAUCGGUUAAGGAUUACUAUACGAAAAGUUGUCUAAUGUUUUUGUUGGCUUUUGUGCACACACAUACACACACAUACUCACAUACAUACACACGGACAGACAGACAUGUGCUCAGUUCGUCGAGCUGAGUCGAAUGAUAUACCGUGAACCCCCGGUAAUAUGACCGCUUUUAAUCUGAACACUUUUUAAUUUGAACCCCGUUCGUUUGAACAUCGUUCAAAUUAAAAAUGGUUCAAACGUCAUUUAACACGUGGAAUCGAGAAAAGAAAAAUGGAACAUCGUGAAACGGAAUGCAGAAUCAAAACAAACCAGCAAAGAGAGCAGCCAGAAACCAGUUUUUCUGAUGCAAAUAGAGUAACCAGAAGUUUAAAUUAAAAAUGAACCCCGUUAAUUUGAAUGAGGUACCGUUCAAAUUAUCGGGGGCCCACGGUAUAACACUUUGGGUCUCAGAGGCUUCUAUAAAAAGUUCGUUUUCGGAGUGAAAUGAUAGCCUUUCGGUUCAACUUUGUUGUACGAGAAAGGCAAAAAACUCUCAACGACCUUAAUCAACCGAUUGAAUAUAUACCGGAAGGCUCUUCUCCGUCAAUAACUGUUACAGGUAUCAGACCGUCGGCUCAGAAAACAUGUUCCUCUUAAUUUGGGAGAUUUGUGCCAUCGCCUUUACUGUCUUUUUCAUCAUUUACCUGACGAAAAAAAAUAGAAAGGAACAGGAAAUGCAAAUGGAAAGACGCAUGCAACUAACUUCUGAGGCACGAGCUUUAGAUAAGGACUUCAAUACGCGAAAAGCGAAACACAGAGUAGACUGUAAAAACACAAAUUAACUCCAUAAUUGCCCAUACAGUUGUCUUUCGCGACCUAGAAAUCCAAACCGUUGUCAAAUAAUUAAUACAUAAAAGUAGUUAUAAGGAGUUGAUUAGAAUUUGAGAUAAACAUUUUAUGCAUGCAAACUUGUUGAGGUUUAGAUUUUUUUAUUUUGAGUCCAUAUUUUGAAUUUGAUUUUGUUUUUGGGUCUAAAUGUAAACAGGAAAAGCUUUAAACAAGGAUGAGUAGUUGCAAUGAAGGCAGUACGAGAGUGUGCAUUGAGGGAUUUCAGCAAUGAUGGCAAAUGACCUACUUCAAAGUUGAAUGUUUUUGGACCAACCAAAUCAAAGAGUUUCCUGUAGCAACCACGAAACUAGCGCAACAGUUAUACGAGCUUCCACCAAAACUGAAAAGUUUCUAUCUUUUAAUGUUCGGAACCAGCAUUCAAGCAUUUAUUGAAAGGCCAACUAACGCAUAAUCGUUAGCAAUAAUUAAUACGCUUCUAUCCUAAAAAAGGCGCAACUAUGUAGCUUUAACUUGACAAUUUAUAUGUAAAAUGAAGAUAAUCUGUUAUUCCACAUGUCAGCCGUAUGUUUGUAGAAGGGAAUGUUUGAAACAAAAUUUAAAAAAUAAUAAUGGAGAAGCUUAAAUGUAUUAGCAGAGCAGUAAUAAUCACUAAGUGGCAUAUGAUGAGCAAAACGAUCGAUAAAAAAUCAACCAUUUUAGCGCGUGAAAGAGACAAAUGAAACUCAGUGAUAUAAUUUUUGUAGAUUUCAGAAGGAAAAAUAAUAUCCAGUAUCAAUCGUACCGAUUGUUGUGUUGUAUUUCGAUGGCUGCUUAAAAUUCACACGAUAAAACAGGAACAUUAACAUCCCGAUUGUAAUGCAGUUUAGUAAGUAAUGAAAAUGAAAAAGGUGUAUCACCGUGAGUAGGAUAUUUUACAAAACGUUUGUUGACAAAUCUCUACUUGAAAAUCCAAAGAUAGCAAGAAAUCAAUGUUCCAAAUGAUUCUUCACACUUAACGAUGCUUUAAAGUAUUCGUACUUUCUCUCACUCUUAAAUAAACUGUUAAUUGUUCAAAUAGUUUUCCAACGUUCUCGAAGCUUACAGAUAUGAAUUGCUCUAAAUUAUAUCUAUUGAAAACCAUUUCUUAGCUCUCACACUACACUCUUACAUAUGAGGAUAAAAUCCUAACACACUAACCUAAUCUAUGGUCACUUUGGUCCAGCAAGCUACUACUAAAUCAUAUUGGAUACUGUAUUCAACUGAGUAGAAUUAGUGUAGGAAACAAAAACACGAGAUAUACUACCAACUCAUAUAUGAGAGAGCAUUAAACUGAACGCAGGACGCUGAAAAUCAAAAGUUAAUAUCACUUUCCUCGUCGUUGUACCAAUUACCAAAUAAAAAGAAAAGUUAAAACCUGAUGUAAACUCCAGUGAUAGAAUAGAACCAAACGUGGUCUCCCUUCCACCCUGUGAACGGUACAUUGAUCUAAAAGAUUGUCGUCACCAUCGGUGUUCCAUUAGUUACGGUUUAUUGUUGCAAUUUUGAGUUAUUUUUUUAAUUGUUUGUUUUAAGUGAACACCAAUAAGUAAAAUACAAACUUUGUAUCACCUUGCGCUUUUAUUGAGCAACAUUGAGUUAAUCUUUCAGUCAACGACGCACACUUGAGAACGGUCUUAAUUGACACUUUUUUGUAUGGCCUGUUCUAGUCAAAGUCUUUGAGAACAUUUGUAUUAUGCACUCUAUGGACAUGCUCAUGUCCUGCUUGACUGUAAUCACUUCAAAGUAUAAAAUUAGCAUUUUUUUCUACGAAUAGUAUCCUUAGAUGCGUUUCUUCAAGUAAAUCAAAUUUUUUUGAUAAUUUAUCGCUCAAAUCAUGCUUAAUCUCUCAAACGAAUUAUGACGACAAAAAACACGGAAGGAGGCACAUUUUUAUACAUUUCAAUUUACCUAAAUCAAACGAUAAUAUUUGUUAUUCCACGUUCCACGUGUUGUACCAUUUGCGACUUCUUUUAGUCGAUAUAUUUUUAAACCCGAUGUAAUUGUUGUUACUCUGAUAUAAAAUUUAAUACGGUUCACAAAGCAACUCACAUUUUUGAAUGAGGAAAGAUUUCAUGUCACGACCUUAAAUUUUCCUGAAUAAAAACUUAGAUAUAGAUUUAUAUGGUUGUUGUCCAUUUGAGGUAAGAUUAUUGAUUGAAAAGGGAGAAAAUGUUAGUAAGAAAAAAUGAGAAUAAUUAGAGUUAUGUUUGCAUACUGGAAAUUCAAAUGUUUGAAAGUCGAAAGGAAAUGGAAAAAAAUCCAAAAUUUUAUAAUUUGUUUCGGUGUUUAACUGGACUUCAUAUGUGCAUUUAAAACAAGAAUUAAUCAAUAAAGUGGCACAAUGUCAAAUGUAUGGAAUA